UUCCACAUGGUAUAUCGGGCAACCGGGUAUAGCCCGGGUCGCGCACCUUUCCCCCAAUUUACUUUUGGCGCUAAAAUGUUCUUCCCGCCAUUUUACACAUCUCACUUUCCCCCAUUUCAUCAAACCCUACAGACCAAACCCUCAGUAGAUCUACUCCACAAACCAAACAACAAUCAACCCAACUGAAUCACCAGAUCAAAAUGACAGACGAUAACCAACGCCAAAAGCGAAAAACAAGAGGAGUCGACUCAGAAAAACGAGCAGAAGCACUUCGCAAACUCAAAACCCUACGACAAGGCGGCAACACCAACGACGCAGAUCGUUACCAGAUCAAAAUCGACGAGCCGAUCUACGACACCGUAGACGACGAUGAGUACGAGAGUCUCGUGGCCAAACGGCAAGAAGAUUACCGAAACUUUAUCGUUGACGAUGAUGGUUUAGGUUACGCAGAUGAAGGAGAAGAGGAGGAUUGGACUAAAUCCGGUGUCGUUCCGUCGUCUGAAGAGGAAUCGGAAGGUGAAUUGGAGAAGAAGAAACCGAAGAAGACGAAAUCGGAAAAGAGAGAAGUGAAGAAGCCUUCGUUUGAAGCUGCGGCUGCUUUGAUGGGUAAGCAGAGGAUAUCUAACUUGUUUACUUCUGCUGUUUUUAAUAAGAGUAAGCCUGCUGUGGCGGUUUGUGAUAGUAUUUUAGAUGAUGUGCUUGCUGAAAUUACACCUGAUGAGAGUGAGAAGGAGAAAAGAAGGAGAAGUAAUAAUAAUGUUAAUAAAAGGUUUGUUCAACACGACACAGUUUUGGUUUCAGAUAGUGCAGUUAAGGUUAAGAUUGAGAAUGCACAUAAGGUGUUUGAUGAAAAGUCUGAUGAACAGCCAGAUGAAAAGAAGUUGUUUGAUAGGCCCGAAAAUGGUGAGGAUUUGGGUGGUGUGGAAGUGGUGGGAAGGGAAGUUGAGGUGGUGAAGGAUGAGAGUGAGGUGAAAGUUGAGGCGAAAGUUGAGGCUAAAGUUGAGGCGGAAGCGGUGAAGGAGGCGGUUGUUUGGACGUUGAAUGCGAAAGUUAAAGAGGAGAAGGAUCCAACUUUUAGUGCAAGUGCAGGGUUGCAGGCGGUUGUGAGUUCUGGUUUGAGUGAGGAGACUGGUUCGGGUUUGAAUUCGGAUGGAAAGUCUCCGUUUGUUGUGGAUUCGGAUGGGUCUCUGCCUUUCUACAUGCUUGAUGCUUAUGAGGAGUUUUAUGGUUCUAAUGCUGGCAAAAUUUAUCUGUUUGGGAAGGUUAAAGCGGGAAAUACGUAUCACAGUUGUUGUGUGGUUGUGAAGAAUAUGCAGAGAUGCAUAUAUGCUAUCCCCAGUGGUCAUGCAUUUAACGAGACUGCCAUUCUGAAGCUUGAAGAAUCAAAAGUAUCACCUGCAGAUUUUCUCACCAAGCUUCAUGAAAUGGCAUCUGGAUUGAAGGCCGACCUGACAAAACAAUUGCUUGACCGCAAUGUUUCAAACUUCAGCAUGAAACCAGUGAAGAGGAAUUAUGCAUUUGAGAGAUCUGACAUAGAGCGCAGAGAACAUUAUGUACUUAAAAUUAGUUAUCCAUUCAAGGACCCACCGCUUUCUUCAGAUCUUAAGGGAGAUACUUUUAGUGCUCUGCUGGGAACACAUACAAGUGCCCUAGAGCUUUUUCUUAUCAAAAGGAAGAUAAAAGGACCCUCAUGGUUAUCAAUUUCAAAGUUUUCUAGUUGUUCCACUGCUCAGCGUGUAAGCUGGUGCAAAUUUGAGGUUACUGUUGAUUGUUCAAAAGACAUUAAAGUUGCCAAUAACCCAACAAAUACUGGAGAGAUUCCUCCUGUAGUUGUCACUGCGAUCAAUCUGAAAACUGUAAUAAACCAAAAACAAAAUACAAAUGAAAUCGCCUCUGCAUCCGUCAUUUGCUGUCAUAAAGCCAAGAUUGACACCCCCAUGUUAGCCUCUGAAUGGACAAGACCUGGAAUGUUAAGCCAUUUUACAGUUGUGCGUAAGCUUGAAGACGGCUUGUUUCCAAUGGGAUUUAGCAAAGAAGCAGCAGAUAGAAACUCAAAGGCUGGGUCAAACAUCAUUAGCAUGGAAAGCAGUGAAAGAGCUUUAUUAAACCGGUUGAUGAUUGAAUUACACAAACUGGAUAGUGAUAUUCUCGUUGGUCACAAUAUAUCCGGAUUUGAUUUGGAUGUUCUUCUCAACAGAGUCAAGGCUUGCAAAGUUCCUAAUAGCAUGUGGUCGAAAAUAGGACGGCUUAAGCGGUCUGAGAUGCCUAGGCUUAGUAAAGGCAGCACGGUUUUCGGGUCUGGAGCAAGUCCAGGAAUUAUGUCUUGCAUUGCCGGUCGGCUUUUAUGUGAUACCUUUUUGUGUUCUCGUGAUCUGUUGAAGGAGGUUAGUUAUUCAUUGACAGAACUUGCAAAAACUCAGUUGAGUAAGAAGCGGAAGGAGAUUGCUCCACAUGAUAUCCCUCGGCUGUUUCAAAGCUCUCAAACCUUAAUGGAACUUAUUGAAAUCGGGGAGACAGAUGCCUGGUUGUCAAUGGAACUCAUGUUUCAUUUGAGUGUGCUUCCUCUCACACGUCAACUGACUAAUAUUAGUGGUAAUCUUUGGGGUAAAACUCUUCAGGGUGCUAGAGCUCAAAGAGUUGAAUAUCUUUUAUUGCAUGCAUUCCAUGCAAAGAAAUUUAUGGUACCUGACAAGCUUUAUACACCAAAGGAAAACAAAGUAGUAGCAAAACGCAAGUCAGAGAGUCCUGAGGAAAAAGUAAUGAAUGAUUUGGGUGUGAACGAUGAAAUAGAAAACGAGCCUGUAAGAUCCAAAAAAGGACCCGCGUAUGCAGGAGGUUUGGUGUUAGAACCCAAAAAAGGUUUAUAUGAUAAAUAUAUUUUACUUCUGGAUUUCAACAGUCUAUACCCUUCUAUCAUCCAGGAGUAUAAUAUCUGUUUCACAACAGUAGACAGAUCCGAAGAUGGUUUAGUUCCUCGCUUACCUUCUUCAAAAGCAACUGGAGUUCUACCUGAGCUACUUAAAAAUCUAGUUGAGAGAAGGAGAAAUGUAAAAGAGUGGUUGAAAACUGCAACGGGUCUCAAGUACCAACAAUUUGAUAUACAACAGCAAGCCCUUAAAUUAACAGCAAAUAGUAUGUAUGGAUGCUUGGGGUUUUCAAAUUCCAGGUUCUAUGCAAAGCCACUUGCAGAGCUUAUAACACUACAAGGGAGAGAGAUUUUGCAAAAGACUGUUGAUCUUGUUCAGAAUAAUCUAAACUUGGAGGUGAUUUAUGGUGAUACCGAUUCAAUUAUGAUAUAUACUGGACUUGAUGAUAUUAGCAAAGCCAAAGCUAUUGCAGGAAAUGUCAUCAGAGAGGUUAAUAAGAGAUACAAGCGUUUAGAAAUUGAUCUUGAUGGUCUAUACAAGAGAAUGCUGCUGCUUAAGAAGAAGAAAUAUGCAGCAGUGAAAGAGCAAAUAAGAGAUGGGAAAGUUCAUAAGGUUAUAGAGCGAAAAGGUCUUGAUAUGGUUCGACGUGACUGGAGUUUGUUAUCUAAGGAAACAGGAGAUUUCUGUUUGGAACAAAUAUUAUCCGAGCUGUCCUGCGAGGAAGUUGUUGAAUCAAUACACAACAAACUCAGGAAGGUACAAGAGGAAAUGAGGAAUGGAGAAGUAGCAUUGGAGAAAUAUAUUAUUACAAAAUCGUUGACCAAACCACCUGAAGCCUAUCCAGAUGCUAAAAGUCAACCGCAUGUUGAAGUGGCACUCAGGCUGCGAAAACUAGGAUACACCAGUGGUUGCUCUGCUGGUGAUACAGUUCCUUAUAUAAUUUGCUGUGAGCCGGGGAAUGGUUCGAGUUCAUCGGCAGGGAUCGCUCAGCGUGCAAGACACCCUGAUGAAUUAACAAAGGAUAACGAGAAAUUAAUGAUUGACAUUGAUUAUUAUCUGGCACAACAGAUUCAUCCAGUAGUAUCGCGUCUCUGUGCAUCAAUCGAGGGUACAAGCCCAUCCGUUCUGGCUGAUUGUUUAGGGCUUGAUCCUUCCAAGUUUCAAAGCAAAUCAAUCGAAAUUGCAAACAACGAUUAUUCCAGCUCAGUUAUCUCUGUCACAGAUGAUGAAGAGAGGUACCGUGGUUGUGAGGCGUUACGUUUGUCAUGUCCUGGUUGCUCCGAUACUUUUGACUGUCCAUCUGUCUCCAGUUACAUACGUACAUUAAUCCUUGAAAAGCCGUCAGACUUGCAAGAUCAAUCAUCCAGUUUUUGGCAAAAGUUAUGUUGCCCUAAAUGUCAAGUGGAAGUCCCUCCGGUUUCAAUAUCCAACCAGGUAAAACGACGAGCAGAUCUAUUCAUAUCAACAUACUAUAAGGGUGUAAUGACGUGUGAUGAUGAAACCUGCAACUAUACCACACGAAGUUUGAACCUGCGAGUCAUUGGGGACGCUGAGAGAGGAACUGUAUGUCCAAGUUAUCCUCGAUGCAAUGGCCGUCUUGUGAGACAGUACUCUGAGGCAGAUGUGUACAAACAACUCUCGUACUUCUGCUAUCUUCUGGAUGUUGAUCGGUGCAUUGAUAAGGUUGAGGCUAAGUUUCGGGCUUCAGUUGAGAAAGAGGCUGCUAGGAUCACACCUUUGGUUGAAUUAGCCUCGAUGACAGCACAUAAGGUCAGGGACCGGUGCGGUUAUGGGUGGGUGAAACUCAAUGAUCUUUUUGACGCAAUUUAAUUACUUCGGGUCGGAUGUAAUAUAAAAAACAAGGUCAAUUAUGCAUUGUAUGAAUGGAAAUGUUUAUUGUGGUAUUCAGAUAAACAAUAAAAAUAUUCAAACGACCAUGAUGUCAGGUUUAUCUGCGUAACAUAUGCAUCCUUACUGCAGCUCCCCUACGGGUGCUUCGUUGAGCCAUAGAAAAUGAAUGAACUCAUAUAGCUUUGCACUUA
Helianthus annuus (common sunflower) is the source of this 4909-nucleotide messenger RNA. Its product is annotated as DNA polymerase alpha catalytic subunit. Gene Ontology annotation, cellular component: alpha DNA polymerase:primase complex. The record is from RefSeq and is a predicted model, not a curated record. The coding region runs from base 201 to 4697 and encodes 1498 amino acids. NCBI's taxonomy places the organism in Eukaryota, Viridiplantae, Streptophyta, Magnoliopsida, Asterales, Asteraceae. Gene Ontology annotation, biological process: mitotic DNA replication initiation; lagging strand elongation; DNA replication. Gene Ontology annotation, molecular function: purine nucleotide binding; pyrimidine nucleotide binding; chromatin binding. The transcript is spliced from 29 exons.